AUGCAGUUCACUCUUGCUCUCACUACCCUCAUCGCCGCUGUCUCUGCCGCGCCCGUCAACGAUGCCGCCCUGGGCAACAGCCUCGCUGGCAUGACCUGGCGCGAGGCCCAGCAGCAGAAGUGCGGUGGCAACCAGGAGAUUGCCUGCUGCAACCAGAAGAACUCUGGCAACGACAACGGCCUCCUCAACGGAAUCCUCGGGGAAGGUCUCCUUGGCCAGUGCUCCAAGCUCGACCUCGCUAUCAUCGGUAUCCAGGAUAUCCUCAACAGCGGCCAGUGCAAGGGCGGCUCUGUUGCGUGCUGCCAGUCCUCUGGAAACUCCGACCAAAACAUCGGCCUCAUCAACCUCAAUCUCUGCAUCCCUAUUGGCAGCAUCCUGUAA
Cordyceps fumosorosea ARSEF 2679 is the source of this 381-nucleotide messenger RNA. Its product is annotated as Hydrophobin. NCBI's taxonomy places the organism in Eukaryota, Fungi, Ascomycota, Sordariomycetes, Hypocreales, Cordycipitaceae. The record is from RefSeq and is a predicted model, not a curated record. Gene Ontology annotation, cellular component: fungal-type cell wall. Gene Ontology annotation, molecular function: structural constituent of cell wall. The transcript is spliced from 3 exons. The coding region runs from base 1 to 381 and encodes 126 amino acids.